GCGCAUGUGUACACGUGGAAUCCAACAUGGCGUCGUGUUAGUGCUUUUGUUGUUCUUCUUGUCCAUCUGUGUUUUCACCUGCUGUUUCAAUUCUUUUUCAAACUUUCUAACUAAUUUUACAACCCAAAGUCCAAUGUCUAAAGCAUAAUAAUUUUAAAAAGAAUAUUUAGAGUCGUUAAACGGCAGAAUUCAGAGAAUAUUUCAGUAAGAUGCAUCGUUUAGGAACUCUUAGGAAUCGUAAAAAGACUUUGAAAGCUUUUACAGAAUUAGAUGCAUUCCCUAAAAUACCCGAGAAUUACCAAGAAACAACGGCAUCUGGUGGUUCAGUUACUUUGGUGAUAUCAGUGUUUAUAUUUAUUCUGGUGUUAUCAGAAUUUUGGUAUUACCGAGCAAUAGAAUCAAAAUAUAGUUAUGAAGUUGAUACAGAUUAUGAUAGGCAUACUUUGAGUUGACAGACGAACAGAAGAUAUGGAUGACAAUGUUCAAAGAUUUUUACUACUUUUUUGAAGGCUAUCGUUCACUUGGUGAAAUGGAGUCAUUUAAGUCAGGGAUGCCUACCUAUAUGCCUAAAAGGAAAGAUAGUGAUAAUCAGGAAGGAAAGCCUCAUGAUGCUUGCAGAGUGUAUGGGUCAUUUGAAGUCAAUAAAGUGGCUGGAAAUUUCCAUCUUACUUCUGGAAAAUCCAUUCAACAUCCACAGGGACAUGCUCAUCUAAGUGCAUUGGUUCCUGAGCAAGCUGUGAAUUUUUCUCAUCGCAUUGACCGGCUUUCUUUUGGACAUCACAUGCCUGGCUAUGUUAACCCUUUAGAUGGGGAUAUGCAGACAGCAGACAAGGCUCGCAUGAUGUACCAGUACUACAUCAAGAUAGUACCAACUAAGAUCAAGUUCCUCGGCUCUUCACAGGAGGUUUUGACCAAUCAGUACUCAGUAACACAGAAGAGCCGUGAAAUAAGUCAUAACAGGGGUAGCCACGGUAUUCCAGGUAUUUUCUUCAAGUAUGAUAUGUCUUCCAUCAUGGUUCACAUCAAGUAUCAACAUCGAUCAAUGGUCGCCUUUUUAGUGCGACUCUGUGGUAUUGUUGGUGGGAUAUUUGCCACCUCAGGUAUGUUGCACUCAUUUAUUGGAUUUCUGGUUGAUGUGGCAAUGUGCCGAUUUGGAUUCAAGAAAGAAAAGGAAAAGUUACCAUCCGAGAGUACUGAUGCUCCUGUCGUACAGUCCAACGGACCUCCAUCUCCUACCCUUAACCCAGGCCUCCCAGUUUCUACAGAUGAACUUCAGAAGGUUCCAGAAGUAACGACUAUUACUCCCACGACACCUCUCUUACAAAACCAAGCCAAUGCAUGAAAGUCCUAUGCCACUUGAUGAAAGCACUAGGAAUAGACCUCUUCGUUUUGGGGUAAUGUUUUCCCAUUUCAGACCAUGUGCCAUUCCCUUGAGAAUAAGAUUCUUUGUUUGAGCUGUAUCCAUAUUCAUGUGUCUUCUCAUGCGCAACCGAGCGCAAACUUUAAACAAAGAAAUGAUACUCUAGGGAAUGACACGUAGUCUGAAAUGGGAAAACAGAAGAAGUCUAUUGUAGAACUGUAUUUUAAUCUUCGGAAAUUCUAAUAAUAAAAAUUGAUAAAUCUUCAA
Molecule: messenger RNA, 1627 nt
Organism: Actinia tenebrosa (Australian red waratah sea anemone)
Lineage: Eukaryota; Metazoa; Cnidaria; Anthozoa; Actiniaria; Actiniidae
Product: endoplasmic reticulum-Golgi intermediate compartment protein 2
Biological process (GO): retrograde vesicle-mediated transport, Golgi to endoplasmic reticulum; endoplasmic reticulum to Golgi vesicle-mediated transport
Cellular component (GO): COPII-coated ER to Golgi transport vesicle; endoplasmic reticulum; membrane
Source: RefSeq, a predicted model, not a curated record